Messenger RNA from Recurvomyces mirabilis, 1347 nucleotides. RefSeq lists its product as uncharacterized. The transcript has 6 exons. The record is from RefSeq and is a predicted model, not a curated record. The coding region runs from base 1 to 1347 and encodes 448 amino acids. Gene Ontology annotation, biological process: carbohydrate metabolic process. NCBI's taxonomy places the organism in Eukaryota, Fungi, Ascomycota, Dothideomycetes, Mycosphaerellales, Teratosphaeriaceae. Gene Ontology annotation, molecular function: hydrolase activity, hydrolyzing O-glycosyl compounds.
AUGCAUACAGCCAUUAGAGCCGCGGUUUUCGGCCUGAGCGCUGGCGCUCUCGCUCAACAGAUCGGUACUCUCACCAAGGAGACCCACCCUCCUCUCUCCCUUACCCACUGCACUGCUUCUGGCUGCACCAAGGAGCAACACAGUGUGGUUUUGGACGCAAACUGGCGUUGGGUACACAGCACAUCCGGUUCCAACAACUGCUACUCUGGACAAACUUGGGAUACGACCUUGUGCCCAGACGGCGCAACCUGUGCUAAAAACUGCGCUGUCGAUGGAGCAGAUUACUCUGGCACGUAUGGCGUGACGUCCGAUGGCGACACUUUGUCCGUGACCUUGAAGACGGGCAGCAAUGUCGGCUCUCGUCUGUACAUGUUGGGUGUCAAGGGUCAGAACUAUGAGCUGUUUGAUUUGCUGAACCAAGAGUUCACCUUUGACGUUGACGUCUCGACUCUCCCUUGCGGCGUCAACGGUGCCCUGUACUUUUCUGAGAUGCCUCGAGAUGGUGGGCUUAGUGCUACCAACAAAGCUGGCGCACCGUAUGGUACUGGAUACUGUGACAGUCAGUGUCCCAAGGACAUUAAGUUCAUUAACGGCAAGGCAAACAGUGAUGGAUGGGUGCCAUCUUCUGGUGACAAGAAUAGCGGUGCUGGACCCAUGGGUGCUUGCUGCAAUGAGAUGGACAUCUGGGAGGCCAACAAGAUCUCCACCGCAGUCACGCCUCACCCUUGCACCAAAAACGGCCUUGCUGUAUGCACCGACGACACCACUUGUGGCGCUGCUGGCAUCUGUGACAGAGCUGGAUGUGACUUCAACGCCUACCGCCUUGGCAACACUUCUUUCUACGGCCCUGGCAAGACUGUCGACACUAGCUCGAAAUUUACUGUGGUCACACAGUUCAUCACCGACGACGGUACCGCAGCAGGCAACCUCAAGGAGAUCCGUCGUCUAUACGUCCAGAACGGCAAGGUCAUCGGCCAGCCAAAGUCGGAUAUCACAGGAAUUUCAGGCGACAGCAUCACGGAAGACUUCUGCAAAGCUCAGAAGUCUGUCUUUGGUGACACGAACACCUUCGACACUCAUGGUGGACUGAAGACCAUGGGUGCCGCGUUCAAGCGUGGUAUGACGCUUGUCUUGUCUAUCUGGGACGACUACACUGCUGAGAUGGAGUGGCUUGACGGCGUCGCAUACCCUACCACCGCGGACACUUCCAAGCCUGGUGUCGCACGUGGCACGUGUGCUACUGGCAAUGGCGCUCCGGCCACCGUCGAGUCGAACAGCGGUAGCGCAACUGUGAAGUAUGGUAACAUUAAGGUGGGUCCAUUCGGCACCACCUACAAGUCUUCGUAG